UCCCAUAAGAAGGUGGCUAUGGUGUACGAUGAACUGUGCCAUAGAUAUUGAUAAUCAGUCUCUUUGUCUCAUGUUGUGCCCAGUCUGGAGAGCUACUUGGCUGCUUUUCUGGACUGAGGGUGACUCUCCGUUCCGUUUUCCAGUGCGGAUGCCCAAUUGCCGCUCCUUGUUCAAACGGGCGGGCGGGGGGCUAUGCAGUAUGUAUGUAUGCAGGAUGCUUGUAAACCCUGCCGUUUCGACCCCGGAACUCGCCCGAUUGCCAGCUGAUGACUUCCAAAGGACUUCCCUCACUUCCUACAUAAACAAUCUGCUUCAAAACCACUACCAGCAUGUUUUCACCAGCAGCCCGGCCGAUAUGUCGUCUCAGUCAUUCACUAUGCAUGAGGAAGCCGUCUGGGUCAUUGGAUAUCACCCACUUCAGUUCAACCAUUCACCACCCCUUUUCAACUUGCCAUCGCAAUCUAAGCCAAUCAGCCAAUACAUCGGGUAUCGAGGCUUCUAAUCUGGUGAUCAAGACUACUGAGGCACCAAGAACCAAAUUACCAGCAUCAGAAUUAAAGUUUGGCCAAACGUUCACCGAUCAUAUGUUAAUAGUCAAGUGGACCAGACAAGAUGGAUGGAAAGCACCCGAAAUCAAGCCCUACGGAAAUCUGGAAAUCGAUCCCUCCGCGUCUGUUCUUCAAUAUGCUACGUGUUUGUUCGAGGGUAUGAAGGCUUAUAAAUCCAACGAUGGCAAGAUCCGUCUCUUUCGCCCUGAAAUGAACAUGAAACGAAUGAAUCAGAGUGCUCGACGUUUGGCAUUUCCAAGUUUUGAAGGAGAACAAUUACUAGAAUUGAUAAAAAAAUUAGUCAAAUUGGAAGGAGAAUGGAUUCCGACCGAAGCUGGACAUUCACUAUACAUUCGACCAACAAUCAUCGGGACAGGGGCUGGUUUAGGAGUGGGGCCACCGACAGAACUGACCUUAUUUGUGAUUUGCUCACCCGUCGGACCAUACUAUCGAACUGGAUUCAAACCGGUCUCCUUACUUGCUAGCUCCAAGUACUGCCGAGCUUGGCCUGGUGGAUCUGGCGCUUUCAAACUGGGAGCGAAUUAUCCAACUGGCUUUUUACCUCAGAUGGAGGCUAAUAGUGACGGCUUUGAACAAAUCCUUUGGCUAUUCGGAGAGAAUGAUAACCUCACUGAAGUCGGGACCAUGAAUUUGUUCGUUGCACUAGAAGACAAAUCAGGAACGAUAGAACUAGUAACCCCGCCCUUGGACGAUAAAAUUCUACCAGGAGUCACACGGUGUUCAGUUUUGGAACUAUUGAGAAGUCACUUGGACGGAUCUCAACGUCUAGACGGUCUACCUCCGAAGUUCAAGUUAUCUGAACGACCUAUCACGAUGAUCGAGAUGCUCGAAAAAUCGAAGACGGGGCACCUCAAAGAGGUUUUUGGCACAGGGACUGCUGCUAUUGUUUCGUCUGUUGAAAGAAUUGGCUACAAAGGGAAAGAUAUACAUGUACCAGUGGGACCUGGCGGGUUGGGCGUAUUUGCGAACGUUGUUCAGCGUGAAAUCUUAGGACGACAGACUGGUGAAAUUCCCAGUGAUUGGGCUGUAGUUGUUUAAAUGUUAUUAUCCGAUCCUUAUCAAAUGUUUGUGAAACAUAUUCGUCAAGAGGCCCUCCUCAGCUUUUUCUUGCUCUAAUGUAGGCACACAGGCUCAGCCAAUCUAUCCAAUAGUCAACCAACUCGAAGUCAAGUGAAUUGCUUUGUGUAUGGAUACGCUACCAAUGGAAAACCAAACAUCUCCAUCCUCAUUCUUUUAACUUGUCUGGGUUGUGCAUCCAAGGUGUUGGUAAUCUUUCAUACAUUACAGAUUUUAGCCCCACAAGCUCUGUAGUUUGUCAGUUUUUUUGCCGAUUAUUUCUCUUUCUACUAAAAAAUAUGUAUGAGAUAAAGCAAAAGGGAAUGGCGCAUUGGAAGCCACCUUGAAAACAGAUGAGUGUCUCAUUUGGAGUUUCCAAACUGUUAUCUAUGUCAACUAUCAGAAAGCGAUUUGCGACGUG
Puccinia graminis f. sp. tritici CRL 75-36-700-3 is the source of this 2046-nucleotide messenger RNA. RefSeq names its product branched-chain amino acid aminotransferase. The transcript has 5 exons. Gene Ontology annotation, cellular component: mitochondrion. NCBI's taxonomy places the organism in Eukaryota, Fungi, Basidiomycota, Pucciniomycetes, Pucciniales, Pucciniaceae. Gene Ontology annotation, biological process: L-valine biosynthetic process; L-leucine biosynthetic process. Gene Ontology annotation, molecular function: branched-chain-amino-acid:2-oxoglutarate transaminase activity. The record is from RefSeq and is a predicted model, not a curated record. The coding region runs from base 330 to 1607 and encodes 425 amino acids.